AAAUUAUUUUUAAGGUUAAUCGAGUCUUGUGUCCUCUUGAAAGAAAGGUCGUUCUAAGGUUAAACUUAUCUUAAAUUUUUUAUUAAAUAAAACUUAAUAAUGUUCUCUAGAAUACUAAGAAACUCAUUGACUGCAAGCCGUAACUUCAGUACAUCUAGUCAGAACAAUGUGAAAGUAGCUGUUGCUGGUGCAUCCGGCGGAAUCGGACAACCUUUGUCUCUGCUUUUAAAACAAUGCCCCAUGAUCUCAGAGUUAUCCCUCUAUGAUAUUGUCCAUACACCUGGAGUAGCAGCUGAUUUAUCACAUAUUGAAACCCCUGCGAAGGUUAAAGGAUAUAUGGGUCCUGAAAAUCUUAAGGAAUGUUUCAAAGGAGCUGAUGUCAUCGUAAUUCCAGCUGGUGUCCCAAGAAAACCAGGAAUGACUAGAGAUGACCUUUUUAAUACAAAUGCCAGUAUAGUGAGGGAUCUUGCUAAAGCAGCAGCUGAAGUAGCUCCAAAGGCUCUUAUAGCUAUCAUUUCAAACCCAGUAAAUAGUACUGUACCUAUUGCCGCUGAAGUAUUCAAAAAAGCAGGAGUGCAUGAUCCUAAAAGAAUUUUUGGUGUUACUACUUUGGAUAUUGUUAGGGCUAACACUUUUGUAGCUGAAGCUAAGGGACUUAACCCAUUGGAAGUAAAAAUUCCUGUAAUUGGUGGACAUUCUGGUGUUACCAUAAUACCUGUAAUUUCUCAGGCAACUCCAUCAGUCAGUUUUACACCAGAGCAAUUGAAACCCCUAACUGUAAGAAUACAAGAGGCUGGUACAGAGGUUGUCAAAGCUAAAGCUGGUGCUGGUUCAGCUACCCUUUCUAUGGCAUAUGCUGGAGCAAGAUUCACAAUUUCCCUCAUUAGAGGAUUAAAAGGUGAAAAUAAUGUUAUCGAAUGUGGUUUUGUUGAAUCCAAUGUUACUGAAGCUUCAUACUUCUCAACUCCUCUUUUGUUGGGCAAGAAUGGUUUGGAAAAGAACUUGGGAAUUGGAAAAUUAUCGCCAUUUGAGGAGGGUUUAUUGAAGGAAGCCAUUCCAGAAUUGAAGAAAAACAUUCAAAAAGGAGUUGACUUUGUGAACAAACACUAAGUCAUCUAUAAUAAUGUUCCAACACAAAUUUCUAUUGAAACAGAUUGUUUUUUUUUUUAAGAAUGCUUUGAAGCAUUUGUAAAUUAUUUAUAACAAAUUAAAUUUUAAUUUAUACAUACAAA
Harmonia axyridis is the source of this 1232-nucleotide messenger RNA. RefSeq names its product malate dehydrogenase, mitochondrial (gene Mdh2). Lineage: Eukaryota; Metazoa; Arthropoda; Insecta; Coleoptera; Coccinellidae. The record is from RefSeq and is a predicted model, not a curated record. Gene Ontology annotation, cellular component: mitochondrion; cytoplasm. The transcript has 3 exons. Bases 100 to 1110 code for a protein of 336 amino acids. Gene Ontology annotation, molecular function: L-malate dehydrogenase (NAD+) activity. Gene Ontology annotation, biological process: tricarboxylic acid cycle; malate metabolic process.